CGUCACCGUGGAGCAGAGUGAUUCCUACUGGCUGAUUCAGGCGGGGUUCCAUUGUGGACGUCACAAUGCGGAAGUUGGACAAUGAGCCUCAGACUAAAACUUCCUCCUCUGGGCAACAUCUGCGAGGAAAUCAGUGUUUUCCCCUUUCCAUUUCUUUUCUCAUUCUGGGGGCAAAUUGUUGACUUGCAGGAACUGAAGCGAAAGGAAGUGAAUCCAGGGAGGGUACAGACUCUGGAAAGGUUGGCCCAGGUCUCUCUCUCUCUUAAAUACAAUGUGACACCCAAGUGAGAGUGUUUCCAGUGCACUGACUCUGGAAAGAGCUUUAACCAGUUACACAGCCUGAAAAAACAUUGCACUUUUCAUAACAGGGAGAGACUGUACAUGUGUUCUGUGUGUGGAUGAGGCUUCAACUGAUUGCCAAAGCUGGAGAGACUCAAGGACACUCACAACAUGGAGAAACCAUGGAAAUGUGCGGACUGUGGGAAAGCUUUCAGGUUCCCAUGUCAGCUGGAAACCCAUUGACGCAGUCACACCGAUGAGAGGCCAUUCACCUGCUCGAAGUGUGGACAGGGAUUCACUCAGCAAUGCAACCUGCUGAGACAUCAGCUAGUUCACACGGGGCCAGGCCGUCCAACUGCUCUCAGUGUGGUGGGGGAUUCAGUGAUUUGCCCACCCUGCUGCACCACCAGCAACUUCACACCGAGAAGAGGCCAUUCACCUGCUCCAAGUGUGGGAAGGGAUUCAGUCGGUCAGCCCAUCUACUGAGACACCGGAGGUUUCAUACUGGGGAGAGGCUGUUCAACUGCUUGGAGUGUGGGAAGAGAUUCAUUCAGUCAUCCAACCUUCUGCGAGACCAACGAGUCCACACUGGGGAGAAGCCGUUCACCUGCUCCAAGUGAGGAAGGGAUUCACUCAGUCGUCCAGCCUGUUUACCCACUAGCGACUUCACAGUGGGGAGAGGCCAUUCCUCUGCCCCAAUUGUGGGAAGGGAUUCAAUCGAUUAUCCAACCUGCGGAAGCACCAGCAAGUUCACAAGUGAUUACAGGGGUUGGAUUCCAUAAUUGCUGCUGUUAAUCACAUCCAGGACUGAACCAUGUUCGUUCUGGCAGAUGGCAAUGGAGGGUUUCUUUCUGCUGGACUGUCUGUUCUCAUGACUUUGCUUCCAGUGGGCUGAUGCUCUGAGACUUGUUGCGACUAUUUAGCUGCUUAUUUCAUAUAGAUCACAGGAACAAAGGGUGUUUUGAAGGAUAUUAGAAGGGGAGGAUUUUCAGCCUGAAAUCUCAAACCAAACAUUGUGUCAAGAUCUGAUAGAGUCAUCCAAUUCGUCAGGACCUGAAUAUCAUCGGCUGUUGAAUCUGGAAGGAGAAAUGUUUGUCUGUUCUGGCAGCUUCAAAAGGUUUUCAUCAUCAGUGUGACUGGGUAAACACCGAGACACACACACCCGAGUAUGAGUGUUCCAGUGAAAUGAGUGUGGCAAGAACUUUAACCAGUUACACAGCCUGAAAGUACAUCACACUAUUCACAGCAGGGUGAGGCUGUGCACGUGUUCUGUGUGAGGAUGAAGCUUCAACUGAUCAUCAAACCUGGAGAGACACAAGGACACAUGUAUCAUGGAGAAGCUGUGGAAAUGUGGGUACUGUGGGAAGGGUUUCCGGUUCCCGUCUGCGCUGGAAACUCAUCGACGCAUUCACACUGGGGAGAGGCCAUUCACUUGCUCCAUGUGUGGGAAGGGUUUCACUGAUUCAUCCACCCUUCGGAAACACCAGCAUGUUCACACCAGGGAGAGGCCGUUCACCUGCUCCGAGUGUGGGAAGGGAUUCAGGGACUCAUCCCAUCUGUUGACACACCAACGGGUUCACACCAAGGAGAGGCCAUUCAUUUGCUCGGAGUGUGGCAAGGGAUUCAGUCAUACAUCCCACCUGCUGACACACCAGCGAGUUCACACGGGGGAGAGGCCAUUCACCUGCUCUGUGUGUGGGAAGAGAUUCACUCAGUCUUGCAACCUGGUUAUGCACCAACGAGUUCACACUGGGGAGAAGCCGCUCACCUGCUCUUUGUGUGGAAAGCGAUUCAAUCACUUAUCCAACCUGCUGAGACACCAGCGAGCUCACAGUGGAGAGAGGCCGUUUACCUGCUCUGAGUGUGGAAAGGGAUUCACUGAUUCAUCCAACCUGCUGAGACACCAGCGAGUUCAUGCUGGGAGAGACCAUUCGCCUGCCCUGAGUGUGGGAAGGGAUUCAGUCAGUUCUCAAGCCUGCGGAGAAACCAGUCAGCUCACGCUGGGGAGAAGCCAUUCACCUGCUCUGAGUGUGGGAACAGAUUCUCUCAGUCACCACACCUGCUGACACCCCAGCAAGUUCACAAGUGAUUACAGGGGUUGGAUUCUGCUAUUAUUGCUGUUGUUAAUCACAUCCAGAACUGAAUCAUGUUCAUUCUGACACUUGGUGAAGUGGGAGGGUCAGAGGGUUUCUUUCUGCUGGACUGGCCGGUCUCGUGACUUUGCUUCCAGUAGGCUGAUGCUCUUUGAGUCCGGGACUGCAUAUUUCCACUGAAAUGAUCCACAAAAGCUGAUGAAGCACAUUUAUUUUAUCCUGGUAGUAAAUCGUGUUUUUCCACCCACUACAGGUAGAUCUGAAAUAAAUGCAUUUGUCUCUGUUCCAUUGAGCCUCGAGGCUGGAGUGAGGAUUUAUGAGAAUGACACGAGUCAUUAGUUAAAUGGUGUAUUCUCCAUGGCAAUGCAUCCACCAAUCAGAGUGCAUUUGCCAACCAAUCAGCACACUCCUCUCAUGAAGUAUAAAUUGUUGUUCCCUUCACAUUUGAUAUUCUUGCGAAUGUUCGGAUGAGUGCAAGAUGAAAAACUUCAACGUCUCUUUUUUCCGCAAUUACUGUUUUAAUUAAUAAACAGUAACAAAGAUUGAAUAAUAAUGAAUUAGUAGUUCGAGUAAAAGAUUGAAUUUUAUUUGCUGUGAACAUGUAAAACCUUAAUUUCUGUGUAUGUAAAGAAUGUGCAAUGAUAAUAAAUGUACUGGCAAGAGAGACCUUCAAGCUCUGAUUAGCCUCAACAUUUGAAACUGUAUGAAUAAGGGAUGGU
Molecule: messenger RNA, 3091 nt
Organism: Carcharodon carcharias (great white shark)
Lineage: Eukaryota; Metazoa; Chordata; Chondrichthyes; Lamniformes; Lamnidae
Product: gastrula zinc finger protein XlCGF7.1-like
Exons: 2
Coding region: 1611-2345 (244 amino acids)
Source: RefSeq, a predicted model, not a curated record